This is a messenger RNA of Eriocheir sinensis (Chinese mitten crab), 4199 nucleotides long. RefSeq lists its product as uncharacterized. The transcript has 10 exons. Gene Ontology annotation, molecular function: DNA-binding transcription factor activity, RNA polymerase II-specific; RNA polymerase II cis-regulatory region sequence-specific DNA binding; protein binding. Gene Ontology annotation, cellular component: nucleus. NCBI's taxonomy places the organism in Eukaryota, Metazoa, Arthropoda, Malacostraca, Decapoda, Varunidae. The coding region runs from base 757 to 3930 and encodes 1057 amino acids. The record is from RefSeq and is a predicted model, not a curated record. Gene Ontology annotation, biological process: regulation of transcription by RNA polymerase II.
UUUCUUACACAUGUUUUCAGUGCAUGUGGAUUAAUUUUAAGGGCGUGUUUGUAUCAGUCAGAUGGUCAUUACAUGUGGCCGUUGAUCUGUCAUAUCACUCAAUGACAAUGGCCCGACUGUUACGAAAAAAUGCAUGGUACUUCAGGUCGCAUCUAGCUUAUGCCAUUAGCAGGAACUGAAACCAAGCAGCAUUCAUCUACAGUUUCUUAGGCGAUUUCCUGCCAUGGGUUUAGUAAUACCGUGUUUCUUAUUUUGUGUGUACAAUAACAAACAAGUGAACGUCGUGUUCCACAUCUUCGCAACAUGUCAACAAACACUGGCCGCCGCACGGGGGACUCAAGCAAAGCUCGAGGCUUGGCUCAAGAGAAAGAUGCCUGGCCCCUAAAACACCAAGGAGAAAGAAAAAGAGGUAAACCUAAGUAAUCUUCACCAGUUCUCAUCAAAUGUAAACCCUUCAGCCUCUUGAGGAGGAACAACCCAGGGGUCGACACCCUCUACCACCGCCACGAGAGGCCUCACACCACUGAUCAGGCCACCAAUCACGCAUAACUUACCUGUGCCCUUAAAACAAAACCAGCAGGUACCCAUUUACUGACCAGCCUCAAUGGGAGGAUGAACACCUGGAUGGGCUGAGUGCUGACUGCCCAGGUUAGGAUCGAAGCCUGGCCCGUGGAUUUUAAGCUAGGUGUGAGAAUCACUACACCAAGGAGUGGUGCUGUGCAUAUUUAUACAUACAACUUUUGAAUCACUGACAGCAUGCAACAUUUUAUUUGGAGUAGCCAGGGUAGUGCCAUUUGGGAGGUGGCAAGUAAGCUCCAGGAGGAUGCCAUUCAAGUGGAUGUGUACCUGCACACUGCUGCUGGAGGAGCUGAGGUGGUCAGCACCAGCACUACACACAGAGCUCUCACCAAGAAGAAAAAAGUUCACGAAGACUCUAUAACUUUCCCAGCUCACAAACUGAUACUGGCAGCUGCUUCUCCAUUCCUUAAGAAGUGUUUUGUAAUUCAGAUUCUGAGUGAACACUACCUUGACCAUCAUGAUGCUUGUGUUGAUAUCACCAUCCCCCACGUGCUGCCUGAAGCCAUGCGCUGCAUCCUUGACUUCUUGUACUGUGGCACCAUUGGCAUCCCUCCGGCCAUCAGGGAGAGUGUCCUGGAGGCUGCUAACCUGCUGCAAAUCAAAAACUUUACUGAUUACUAUCCUUCCUGUGUGAAACUGGAAGGACCUUAUGAAACAGAAAGCACAUCAGAGAAAAGUGAAUUUAAGAUAAUAGAAAUUCCCAUCCACAAACAAGGGAGAGGAGGAAAGAGACUGAGUGAAGAAAAAUAUGUCCAUUCUAGCGUAUCCAAAGCUGCUGUUCAGGUUAAAGAAGAAUGUGAGGCAGACCAAGGAGGCUGUGGUCAUGCUGGGACUGUAGAGGCAAGGCAGAAGCGAAGGAAGAUCAAGAGCAAGUAUAGUACUGACAUAUAUGAAGUGAAUCUACCAAGAAUAAGAAAAUGGAAAAAGAGAAAAAUGCAAAGUUUCUUUAAGACUGAGAAGGAAGCAAAUGUGCAAAAUCCUGGCGGGGCCCAACAAAAUGAAGAGUUUGAAGAACCAGACAAACACAUAGUGUCUAAUUUGUUCUCCAGUAUCAUGGAUAUGGAUCAGAAAAUUAAGCAAAGCAAAUUUGAGAAGACUAGUGCAAUGGAAAAAGCUCCAGAAGACUUUAAUACUGAUCCCCCUCCUUCGAUAUGUGAUCUACCUCCUCUUCCCUCCACUGUUGCCUUAGCGAUCACUGACAAGAAGCACAAAACCUUUACAUCCCAGCUCCCACUCACAUUAGCCUCAACUUCAUCAUCCUCAGUUGUAAUGCAAAAUAUAUUUGUAGCUGACCAACCUUACCUCCCAGACUCGACCACAAAACACAACUCAAUGACCUUGAAAGCGAGGUCACUGGAGCCUCCUAGUGUGGCCAUUGCUUCCCUUCCAUCAACAUCUCUGUUGUCAGGAAUAAAGGAGCUGCCCUUCAUGACACCACCUUCCUCCAUAGCAAAUUUCCCUCAGACCCAAUUGACUUCACCCACUCACCGCAAGAUCUCGGAGACACUUCAGGAGGAUAAGAACGAAGAGGAACAAGAAGAUGGACUCUUCAAAUUUCAGGUAUUACUGAAGGAGUGUGAGGACUUCCCUGAUGAGGUCUGUCCAAUCCCUCCGUCUUCACAAGGAGGCAGCCAGCCAGGCAAAGGCAGCGUUGAUAUCAACCAGUGGAUAUCAGAAGAAAUUCAGGGCUGUGUAAUACCAACAACUAGUGAUUGUGACAAGGAGAGCAACCCAGAAGAGGCUGCAGCUGAAGACCAUAAAAAGGACAUCUUACAGGAGCACCUCACAAUAGAGGAGGAGACAAACACUUCAAAAGAAACUGUAAAUAAUAGCAAGGAUGAUGUUGAGUGUGAAAUGUGUGGGAAGAUAUUCUCUGACUACCGCAGCUGCCAAUCACACAAACGUGGUGUCCAUGAUGAGGCAAAGCAGAUGUGUCGAUACUGUGGCAAACUGUUCAGGAGGCGCUGUGACCUGUACCAGCACGAGAGACGGCACAGAACAGCCAAUCUGCCCUGUAAAUAUUGUGGGAAGAUAUUCAAGGUGGCAAAGGAUUUGCAAGCCCAUUUAGCAACUCACAUUGGAGGCAAACGGUUCCAAUGUAUUCACUGUGAUAAGGAACUCACCUCCUACAGAAACCUGAAGAAUCAUAUUGCAAGUAUUCAUCAGCACCAUAGGCCAUACACAUGCCAGGUGUGCAAGAAGACAUACUCAAAGGCUUCUUCAUUACAGGUACACGUACGCUCUGUCCACACUGGCGAGCGCCCUUUUAAGUGCAGCGUGUGUGGCAAGACCUUCUGUGACGCUGCCUUGCUGAAGAGCCAUCAGGUGGUGCACACCGGGGAAAGGAGGUACUCAUGCAGAGUGUGUGGUCGCCCCUUCAGUCAGUACAGCAAUAUGAUCAGCCACCAGCGCAUCCACACCAACACCCGGCCCUUCCUCUGCCUCAUAUGCCGGGAGGACUUCAAGACUAAAGAUGGGCUCCUGAAGCACAAAUGGGUCCACACGGGGCUGAAGCCCCUCCGGUGCCGCCACUGUGGCCGGGAGUUUCGCAUAAAGGAGCGCUUUGAAAGGCACAUGCUCAAGUUCCACAAUGAGGUGAUCAGCCUUCCUGAGAUUUUCUUUGAAGUGCCAGAUGAGAUGGUGCAAGGUGAGAAAAGCAACACCUCAACCCCAUGUGAUAUUGAGGUGAUUAGAGCCAGGGUGAAAAAGGAGCCCCCUGAAGACACCCAACAGGACCAGAUGCUGGAUGGUGGCCUGCUAGAUGGAGGUUCUACAGAUGAUCUCAGUCCUGUGGUUCAUUUAGUGAGCAGCAUUGGUGAGCAGGAGGUCAGCAGAGAGCCUAGUCAUGUACAGUUAAGCUACCCUCUGCUGACUACUACUGCAGGACUGGAUGAAGGAGACAACAUCACUCUUGGGAACAUUACUGGCCAUAUUUCCUGCAGUGGACAUGUUGCGCCACUCGAUGUCGAGUCUCUUCUGAACAGCGAAGACACAGCCACUGGUAGUGCCUUAAUCAUAGCAGGCGAGGAGAGGGCAGAGGUGCUGCCAGCAACCAUCGCUGAGUCUGCCGUGAGGGACUGUGAGGAAGUUGUCAUCCUCACAAAGGUCUCUGAGGAAGCAGAGCAAAUAAGUCAGGAGCUGCAUCCCCAGCCCACCAUCAAGCUCUGGAUACCAAGUAAAAGAUCAGAGUUAGAGCAGCAAGGGAUUGAGAGUAAUGGUGAAGGUGACAUCCUGAUUGUCUCCAGUGGUGCUUUCACUGAGACAAGCCCAGCAGGGCAGGUACUAGGCACAGAGAUAGGCCCUCAAGUGGUCCAUACCAUGAUCCUUGAUGGGUCAGGUACUAGCAUGUAAGAGUGGUGGUGACUGGGCAUGUUGUGUUCCUGCAUCUCAGGGGAUGCACCCUGAACAGCUGCAGAAAGUGAAAGGAAACAGGUGCUUCCAUAAAUACCAAAAGAAGUUUACACAAACACAAACACCUACAUGCUUGGGUCAUUGUAUCAGGAAAAAAAAUCCUCAAUAAAAGUAUAAAAAUGACAGAAUAAUUAAUAAUUUAAAUGCAAUCAGUUUAAAAAUAAAAUUAUGUAUCUUUACAAUUAUAAAGAAUAAAGCAGAAAAUAACA